CUCUUUCUAGCCAAAAUGAGCACAUUUGUUUUUGUGAUAGAGGGAUGAAGUGUCCUCCAUCCUGGUGCUGUCUCCUUUAUAAACUCCAUAGCAGCUGCAUGGUGUCCAGUGUGAGCGUGUGACACCGUCAUUACUAAUUUAUCCCAUCUUUCCAUACGGAGUCCUGACAAGCCACCUUUGCCACUUGUUCACUCGAUAUACCCAACAUAUCGGGUUCCUCCGCCAAGAUCCUAUUCCAGUUUCUCCCACCUCUGCCAUCAUCCCAGGGCUGUGGUGACAGGACUUUGCUCUUGCUUUUCCAUUUAUUUGUAUUGCCAUUGGCUUUGUAAUCCUAUUUGAAGUGUGACAACAAACGAUAACAACAACAUGACUUUUAGGAUGGAUAUACUCUUUUAUUUACUGUUGGUUGUUGGCAAGGCUGUUUCUAAGAAAGGGGUGAAAUGUGGUGGGAUCCUCUCUGCCUCUUCCGGCAACAUCUCCAGCCCCAACUACCCAGGUCUGUACCCGUACAACAUGGAGUGUGUGUGGCUGAUUGUAGUGGCCGAGGGGUCCUCCGUCCUGCUCACCUUCCACGACUUUGAGUUGGAGUAUCACGUCACCUGCUCCUAUGACCACAUCAAGAUCUAUAACGGUGUAUCCGAGGAUGAGGGGAACCUACUGGGAACGUUCUGUGGUGUCAUGUCCCCUCCUCAGUUCACCUCCUCCUGGAAUGUGAUGUCGAUCAUUUUCCACUCCGAUCGUCAUGUGACUCACAGAGGCUUCUCUGUGAGUUACAGGAAAGACAUGUGUGGUGGGGUCCUAACCGGUCUGUCUGGCAUCAUCUCCAGCCCCGGCUACAGUCCAGAUACCCAGUACAGCAACAACGCCGACUGUUCCUGGACGGUCCAUGUAUCCAACCGCAGCGUGGUCAGUCUGGUCUUCCUCGACUUCCAGCUGGAGAACAACGAGGGCUGUAAUUUUGACUUCGUGGCUCUCUUCGACGGCCCCACCGUCACCCACAGACACCUGGGGAACUACUGUGGAGGGGAGACACCUCCGAAAAUUGUUACUACCUCCAACCAGCUGCUGGUGGUGUUCAAGUCUGACUUCAACAUCGGGGGACGAGGGUUCAAGGCUUACUACUACUCUGGUGAAUGCCAGCAGGUGCUGUCUGUACCAAGUGCGAAUUUCACCAGCCCCCACUACCCUAACAUCUACCCAAACAACAUCAACUGUCACUGGACCAUCAACCUGGCCGGGGGCUACCGCAUCAAACUGUUCUUCAACGCUAUGGAGCUGGAGGACAGGAACAGCCUAUCAGACGAGUGUGACUAUGACUCUGUAGCAGUGCAUGAUGGGAGCAGGGAGACAGCCCCGUUGCUAGGGCGAUGGUGUGGCUCGGAACAACCUGGGUCUUUGAUCUCUAAGAGCAACAACAUGCUGGUGGUCCUCAGUACAGACAGGAACUAUGCUUAUAAAGGGUUCUCUGCUUCCUAUGUUGGAGUGGUACCAGUUAACAUCAGCUGUACGAGGACAGAGUUUACCAUCCACAUCUCCCAGCAGUCACUGCCUGGGCUGGAACGUGAGAGUAUCUAUCUGGGGGACCGCUCAUGUCCCGCCCAGCUGACACCUACCACCUAUAAGAUACUGGCACGUUUUGAAAAAUGUGGCACUGCAGGCCAGCCACGGCGUAACAUCACUAUGCUGGUGAACACGCUCUACAUCGACUUCUCCGACGGGAAGGGGAGGAGCAUCCAGGAGUACGAGGUACAGUGCGACGCCCAGCGCAAGAUGGCCACCAUUCACAUUGUCUCAGCCGAGGAGCGCCAGAGGAUGAACGAGCUGGCCCGACGCCAAGCAGAGGGGUCUGGGGGAGGGGGAGGGAAGGAGGCAGACCCAGAGCCUCACGACCCCAGUGAUAUAGUGUUUAUUAGCAUCUGUGUGCUGGCUGUUGUACUGAUGGUGAUCGCUGUAAUCUGGCUGGUACUGCUUUAGUAGAGAUGGGGGUACGAGGAGGGAGAAGAGGGCAGAGGUGGGCGACGCAGUCUGUGAGCCAGGACACGUUGAGGUUUAUAAUGAAA
Molecule: messenger RNA, 2060 nt
Organism: Oncorhynchus nerka (sockeye salmon)
Lineage: Eukaryota; Metazoa; Chordata; Actinopteri; Salmoniformes; Salmonidae
Gene: cdcp2
Product: CUB domain containing protein 2
Exons: 7
Coding region: 367-1974 (535 amino acids)
Source: RefSeq, a predicted model, not a curated record